AUGCCACUACUGGUAAGACUGAACACCGCACAGUUCUUGCGCAAAUGGUGUCUCAUCUCCACAGUGAGGACUCCUCUUGUGCUGUUGCAGCUCUAUCACCGAGCUCAAUGGGAUAGUUCAGGACAGAUCGAGCAGCUCAAGACUGGGUAUAUACGAGACCCUGGGCCAUCAACAGCAGUGGCAUUGUACUUUGCGACUUCAUGGCCUGGCAUAGGGGGAGUUGUGGAUGGUGGCGGAGGAGGAGGUUCCACAAAUAUCCCUAUUCUCAAUGACACAUCAAUGCAAAAGAACUGUAGGCUGAGGCUAGCCGAGGCAGCUUUCUCAUCAGCAUUUGGCGAGAUCUCUUUUUGGGAGUUGGCUUAUCAGUUGGCCGGUCCCGAUAUGGAAGCCAUACCGAUCCUUGUCCAUCACUUCCUGGCAGUCUUUCACCUCAGCUCCAGCAUGGCUGAUAUCUCCUGCAUGGACGAGGCUGGCCACCCAGUGGACUGGUUUGUCAUCUAUAAGUUGCCCAAGUAUAUCGUCCAUCAGGCUUCUGGGCUGGGACUGAAUUAUAUGUACCUCGAUCCUUCAACAAGUGGCUGGAAACAGAGCCAGUACCUCAUCAAUAUGACUGAGAGUGCCACCGGAAGGACUCUGCAGCAACUUUAUUCCACCUAUCAUUCAAAGGUCAACGACAGGGCAUACAUUAUCUACAAUGAUGCUGCCCCAUCCAUGCCUUAUGACAAGCAGCAUGGGCACACAAAAGGAGUUCUGCUGUUUGACCAAUCCCAGGGGUUCUGGCUGAGUCACAGUGUUCCACAUUUCCCACCCUUUGCCAACAAGCAAUAUUCCUGGCCUUCCACUGGGAAGAUGUUUGCACAGAUCCUUUUCUGUUUCACCUACAAAUACAAACAAGUGCUGGAAAUUGGAAGGCAGCUUUUAUACUCUAACCCACAUGUCUACAACUGGUCUCUUCCUGGCACUUUCCUGCCUGAGCUUUCAGAUCUGCAAAUUGCUGCCAAGGGGGGCAGUGUGUCCAAGUCUCCAUGGAUACGCCGCACUGUGCUGACAUCCUCAGCGGGAGUCCAGCUUCUGAGCUUUGCAAAAUUCAAGCAUUUUGAAGAUGAUAUUUAUGCAGCCUGGGUUGCACAGGACCUGAGGACAGAUUUGUUGGCACAAACUUGGAACGGGACCAAGGAAGAGCUCCCUUCGAACUGCUCCCUCCCCAAACACAUCUACAAUGUCGCAAGGGUCAAACUGCCAGGGCCAGCCAGCUUCUACUCGGACAAUGACCACUCCAAGUGGUGCGUCUCCCUGCGCUACCAUGAGCAGUGGGUUUGUAUCGGAGAUCUCAAUCGGUCAGUCGGCCAAAUGUGGAGAAGUGGGGGGCUUCUCUGCACACAGCACCCAAAUAUUUACCAAGUUCUGCGGAGGUCAGUCUCCUGGUACAAUAACUGCACAGACUCUCUGUAGUGGGACAAGAGGGCAGCUGGCACCAAGUUUUUAGUCAUUGCUGUGACAGCAUAGCCCUUAGACAACAUGCCCCGCUUCUACCUUUCCUCUUAGUCUGGCAGAUUAAAUGAAGCAGCAACAGAGACUGUCGGUAUACCUCCCUUCUCAACGCCAUCAUCUGUGUCAGUUGAAAUCUAGUCCACCUUGCAAACCACAACGUGUCUCUUUCAAGAAAUAAUUUUUACAAUUUGGAUUCCUCCUUCCCUCCAUCCAAACUGGAGUUUUCUGGGUUUACCUGUGGAACCUUUGUACAACAAUAUCAAACAUCAUAAAUAUUAAAUGAGUCAUUAUUUCAGCCUGUCGAAGAUACAAAACCUACAAAACAUUCACUUUCUGAGAAAAAAUCUUAUUUUGAUCUUAUGUGGAAGAUGUGAUGCUGAUAUUUUCUCAUCAAACUGCUCAGAUAUUCUGUCACACACUUCUGGGGCAGGUAGAGCUUGAAGGCGAUCCUCCUAACUCAGAGGUAGAGACGCCACCACGUCACCACAUGAGACUGGCUAAGUUAAAUGUCAUGUAUUAUUUUAGAUAUUGGUUUGUUAAUCGGUUAAUUCUAAUUGCUUAAUAUGCCAAUCAUAUUCUGCGUGGAGACGAAAUAAUGUGAACCACAUGAUUUGGUCUCUGAUAGAGCCUUGUGGAACUUGUAAGAUGCAGU
Stegostoma tigrinum is the source of this 2143-nucleotide messenger RNA. RefSeq names its product deoxyribonuclease II beta (gene dnase2b). The transcript is spliced from 8 exons. Gene Ontology annotation, molecular function: deoxyribonuclease II activity. Gene Ontology annotation, biological process: apoptotic DNA fragmentation. The record is from RefSeq and is a predicted model, not a curated record. Bases 1 to 1452 code for a protein of 483 amino acids. NCBI's taxonomy places the organism in Eukaryota, Metazoa, Chordata, Chondrichthyes, Orectolobiformes, Stegostomatidae.